CCCAGCGCAGACCCGGGAGAACUCCGCGCGGAUCUCCGAGCGUCUGUGCUUCUGCCGAUCUGUGCCGCUCUGUCCGUUGGAGUCGAGUUAUGGCCCGCUGCUGGGCUGCUGGGCCUCCAUGCCAGCCAUGGUGCUUAGCACGUGAGUCUGGCCUGCCGAUGGGGCGCCAUGCGAGCCCCGGCGCUGCUCGCCGUGCUCCUGGCUGGCGACCGCGCGGAGGGCCUCGCCUGCCAGGAGCUGCUGACGUCGGUGGCGGCGGUGCUCGACGAGGGCGACGGGGCGCGUGCUGCUGCCGAGCUGGAGGGCACGAGAGCGGGGCCCUGUCGGCAGAGUGGCUACUGGUGGCUGCUGCGCGGCCGGUCGGAGGCCCUCUUGGGCCGGGAUGCGCGCAGCAGCUUCGCGGUCGCGGAGGACCUCUACGCGACCGGGCUCCUGGGUGCGCAGUCUUCGUCCGGCAGUGUUGGCGAGGGUGGCCUGGAGCGGCUCGUCCGCGAGCGGCGCACCGACGUGUAUGACUUCGACGAGGCGUUCGGCUUCCCGGUCUACUCGCGUCUGUACGCGCACCCCGAACUCAAGCGCUCACGGGGUACACUUUUCCGCCAGCUGCAGCAGGGCACAGGCGCCGCCGCUGUGAGCGAGGAGGUGCGCGCGUGGGUGACCGCGUCGGUCGCAGACUUCGCGCGCUUGCGGGUCGACAGUCGCGUCGUGGGGCGCCAGGGCGACGCCGACCAGAUGCUCGGUGCCCUGGACGAGAUUCAGGCAGCCGUCGUCGGCGCGCGGGUCGCCUGGAGCGCACCGGCGGCGGCGGCCGACAGGCGUGCGCCGCGGGCGCUGGGGCCCCACCUCACAGCGCUGUACUUGGUGCGGGGCACCGAGUCCAGACUCUGCCUGCGGAGCCAGCGCCAGGACGCGAUGGCGACGUGGCGGCAUGGGGCCCGCGGCGGAGUCUCUGAGGCGAUCGUGCGGGAGGGCGAGCUGCUGCUCUUCCACAGGGCACUGGAGGUUGUCGAGUGUGCAGCCAGCCCCCCUCCAUGCCAGGAUGCCGCGUGCACCUCGGCGCCGGGGUCGGGACAGGCGGCGUGGGCGGCCUUCGACGUGUGGUUCAGGUCGCCACUGGCUGAGGAUGCUGGCGUGCAGGAGGACAGCCUGAGCUUCGCGUCGGUGCCGCGCGGGCUCGCAUUCGCGCGGAAGGUACUGCGCGGAGCCCCCGCGGGCAACGUCACACUGCUCUUCCCGACGCCGCUGAGGGCGGUCCGCAGCCACUACGCCCACGAGGACCCGGCCAUCAACUUUCUCGCGCGCGCGCCAGUCUCCUGGCGACCGCCUCUGCUGCCGCUGGCGGGCGAGGACCUCCCUGGAGCCCCGCCCUGUCCGGAGGGCCUCUCCUCUGCGCUGGACCACGCCGCCGCCCUCGGGCUGCGGAGCGCGCUGCUCGACGCCGCCGCCGGGUUCCUCUCGGACCGCGC
Prorocentrum cordatum is the source of this 1466-nucleotide messenger RNA. The record is from the annotation of a GenBank genome assembly. NCBI's taxonomy places the organism in Eukaryota, Dinophyceae, Prorocentrales, Prorocentraceae.